Molecule: messenger RNA, 2763 nt
Organism: Cyphellophora attinorum
Lineage: Eukaryota; Fungi; Ascomycota; Eurotiomycetes; Chaetothyriales; Cyphellophoraceae
Exons: 3
Coding region: 1-2763 (920 amino acids)
Molecular function (GO): biotin binding
Source: RefSeq, a predicted model, not a curated record
AUGGCGCUGCAUUCAGUUUUGCUGCUUCUCAUCGUCACUUUCUCUUUCAUCGAUCAUGCUCUGGCUGGCGUUUCCUGUGCAUCGUCUCCUCCUCAGCGGGCUUGCACUGUCACGUAUGAUCCAUCGAGGGUUGCACAGACCGGGCCUACAAGCACGGUGUAUGGAGCGAUCGUAACAACUCGGCUCAAUGUCGUUGAUUGUCGUUACUGUACUGUCACCAAUCUGGAGAACAAUCCUGCACCUGUCGGACCAUUCUCUGAGAGAUGCACAGAAUCUGUUCUCACCAUAACCGAGUUGGGAUGCAUGACUGAGGCUGUCGUGUCCACACGCGGCGGUAUCGGCUCUCCUAUCAGCACCUCUCUGGACGAAAUACCGCUGCAGACGUCACCUCCCAUGCUCGACAAGCGUGCUGUUUUAGCUGAGCAAGAACUUGCAAUGGAGGUUGCAGAAAUUGUCGACCCUGGCAACUGGACACUGAUAGAAUCAAUCCAAACCUACCGCAAGCAAUGUUACAGUGCUUUCGUCGCUGUCAGCCUCAUCAUUUCGGGAGCAGAGCCACAUCUGUUGUGCAACAUCACCAACAACACUGAUACCAAACUAUCGAUGUCCAACAAAGGGCUGGACGGCGAGCAGAUUUCCAAUCUUAUAUGCUUCUGGGCUGUCUUCGGGUACCACUUCAGCACCAGUACAUUCCAGGUCCUAGACACUUUGGCCACGGCUGCAACAUCGUUCACAUAUGCCAUGCAAUAUGGCCUGAACUCCACUCAAGACGUUGCUCGCCUCUGUGGUGGGCUCAAUCUCGAUGACCCUAUGUAUGAGCAGCUGCACAUCGACUCUCAGGGCAUCAACACAGUCCUCUGCAGUGGUGUGAGCUCAUCCUCAUCCACUUCCACCAGCAUUUCUGAUACCACGAUCACUUCCUUUUCUCAGACCGUGUCAGCAGGUGGAGGUCAGGUGGUCUGGACCAGCUACGGCAGCAACGGUAGCGUGCUGGUCACUGGAACGGCUGGCAGCUUCUCCUGGGCAAAUUCGUUUGGCACAGGUGCAGCAACAGCUACAUGGGGUGCAUCCGGUGCAGUUGCUGGGACUGGCUCUGCAGCAGCUACUGGCACUGCUGUCUCUGGCUCAUGGUCUGGUGGCAACGAAUCGGCAGCAGCCACUGCCUCAGCUGUGUCUGGCUCGUGGUCAGGCAGUAUUGGAUCAGCAUGGUCCAGCGGUACGACCAUAUCUGGAUCGUGGCCUGGUGGUAACGGCUCCGUGUCUGCUGGCGAAACGGUCGUUUCUGGCUCAUGGUCAGUCGGAACCGCUGUUUCCGAUUCUGCAUCUGCUGGUUCGGGCGUCAACGCUACUACAGGCGGCAAUGGGGGUGCUCAAUCUACUGGCCAGUGGUCUAUCACUGCUGGAACAGCAGCUUCUGGCGCUGGAUCUGCUAGCUGGGGCUGGAACGCCACCGGCUUUGAGCCUGGCAACGGACCCACUGCUGAGCCUGUGACUACUGUGUCUCGCAAUGGCACUGUCGUGGUCGUUGGCACAGCUACCGCGGAUGAAGGCCCACUGUCCUUGACCACUUUCACAGAUGCCAACGGCUCAGUCAUUGUCUCUGGCACUGCUGCCAUCUCCGUCUCUGCAACCUCAGGAUCUGGCAUCGACACCCUGAGCAUUACCGGUACUGAUCAGACGACUCAGUCUGCCGCCGCCAGCUUCAACAUUACUGCUUCCAUGCCCGGGCCAGUCGUUCCGACCGGAUCUGCUAUCAAUGUCAGUGCCGUUCCUUCAUUGUCAUGGACCACAUCCACCAACUCAAACGGCUCGAUCAUCGUGAUUGGAACAGGUGCCGUGAGUUCGGCGCCCUCAUUUUCAUGGAACGUGGGCAACGCAACUGCCGGCGGAGGUGCAUCAGGAGGUGUUUGGUCCUCGGGUGUCGGCAGCGGAGGUGCAUCAGGGAGCAUGUGGUCUUCGGGUGCUGUCAGUGUUGGAGGAGGUCAGCUCAUUAGCUACUCUGGCAUGGCAUGGUCAAGCUGGAUCGUAUCCGGCACACCGACUGUCGCGAUCAUUACCGGCACCGAGAGCUCGAUCUCUUGGGGAACGGAAAAGGAAACCGCCACAAUCACCGGCUCUGGUCAGGAUGCAACGUUCACCAUCUACCAGAUCACAAUGACCAUCACAAAGACCAUCAUCGUGUAUGCCACAGCAAUCGAACAGACUUGGUCUGUUUGGGGCGCUGGCGGUGGUGGAAUCAUCUCCGGAGUUGGCACAGCAGGAACGUGGACCCUCGAAGGCAGCAGCUUCGCCAACAGCAGCUCUCCGUCUGCUACAGGCUCAAUCAUCACGGACAUCUGGCCCAAUGCAACACAGGGUACAGGUCAGGCCCCUGACACAGGUUCUCCUGCAAGCAUCACUGGCAGUCCUGCAACUCCUGGCGAUGUUCCUGGCGGAUUCAACGUCACAGCCACCGGUAGGCUCAACUUUACUUCUACAGUGGUGACCUCCGGUUCUACACACAUCGCCACCGGCGAGACUAAUACAACGACUACCAUCGUCGGCGUCGGCAUUGCUCCCUUUGGCAUUGCUCCAUUCGGCACUGGCGCGAUCACGACCAAUUCGGAGAACGUCACUUUCACUCCAGUCUGGUCUGGCCCUGUUAGUGCUGGCACAGGCUCGGCCGGUACAGUCCACGAGAACGGCACGCUCAGCAACUCGUCCUGGACUUCGUCGAAGUUCUCGUAUCCGGACUGGUCGACCAGCACAAGCACAGCCUCUUGA